This is a messenger RNA of Haliotis rubra (blacklip abalone), 2332 nucleotides long. RefSeq lists its product as uncharacterized. The transcript has 4 exons. The coding region runs from base 16 to 1905 and encodes 629 amino acids. NCBI's taxonomy places the organism in Eukaryota, Metazoa, Mollusca, Gastropoda, Lepetellida, Haliotidae. The record is from RefSeq and is a predicted model, not a curated record. Gene Ontology annotation, molecular function: GTP binding.
GCGGUCUAUACAACUAUGAACACAAAGCUUGAUAUAAAAAUAUAUCAAGUUCCCGUUUAUAUUACGUCAUUACCUGACAACGCGCAACAAGAAGAGUCACCUUGUAAAGAACCCCGGACAAGAUUUAGACAGCGAACCAUGCAGACCGAGUCGGUUCCAUACCAGCCAGGCAUGACCUUGGGACGAGAAUAUGAUCUGAAGAGCUACAGCUCAGGCCUGGACCUAUUCACAGAGGAAUCCUUGUCCAAAGUGGAAUCUAUAGAUGGUCACAAGAAUAGAGCACAGUAUUCUGUCAUCAAAAAUGCACAAGACGUGAACAACGUGCUUGAAGUAUCGGGGGAACUCUCACUCAAGGUCAAGGCUAACUUGGUCAAGGUUGAGGGAGCAGGAAAGUACCUGAAGGAGUGCACUGCUGAUGAAAACUCGCUGGAAAUCCUUGCUGUGGCUAAAGUUGAGACGGUAACAGAAACCAUGAAAGAAACUAAAAUUAGACCAGGUGUAAAGAGCAAACUCCAAGGCACCCAUUUCGUCCGAAGCAUCACAUAUGGAGGGGAACUGCUGGUUAGAAUAUGGAUCAAGAAUUCAGACAAAAGACAACUGGACGAAAUCAAGGCUGAUUUGACAGGUAACUUAUCUUUAAAUGGCAUUGUGGAUGCCGGAGCCAAAGCGAAGUUCAAGCAACUGGAAAAGGACUUAACCAGUAGCUCGGAGAUGAACAUCAGCUACUUUUCAACAACACCAAGCAGCCAGGUGCCAAGAGAUAUUGAUGGAAUGCUUCAAGUGCUGGAUAACUUUCAACAUGAAGUAAAGAAACAAAAUGAUGGGAAAGGAUGUCCAAUUAGGUGUGAGCUUGUACCUUUGAAAUUCCUUUCCCGCAAGCUCCCAGACAUGAUCAGGGACAAAGGCCUGGAGGUUCUUCUUGAACAGCUAGAGACAAAUUUCGAUGACCUCCUCGUGGCAAGGGCGAAGUUAGAUUCAUUUCUUGGAGACAUUGAUACUGAACUGAUAGAAAGUCAGGAAGAAGAGGGUGGUGGCAUUGACCAGCGGCUCAAAGAAGUGUUACGGAUCUACCAGAAGGUUGUAGCAGAACUUGACCUCAGCAAGAGGAGGAGAGGAUCGGAACCAAUUGAACAAGCCUUCAAAGUCUAUGACUCUAAAAAGAAAUUAGGUGGUUUCAGAAAGGAAGUUUCGAGGUUUAUCGCUAAAGUUAGAUCACCCAAGGAGAAAAGUACACCCGUGGCAGAUCUACCACAAGGGGGCCCUCUGGAUAUCAUUUUGGUGGGCAAGGCAAAUCGUGGUGCCAGCACUACGGGAAACACCAUUUUUGGACAAAAGAAGUUUUUCAGCCAAAUACCAACAGAAACUAUGAUUUCUCCGUGUCUGAAGAUCAGCGAUUCAGUUGGGGGACGUGAUCUUAAUGUUGUGGAUUAUGGUGGGAUGGUUGAUCAGGCUCUGACUAGGAAUAUGAUGAGCAUGCUUAAUCAGUCAGGGAUGUGGUUCCCCCGCGGUGUUCAUGUAAUUCUGUUGGUUAUGUCUGCCAUCGAGCGCCUGAGCAAGGAAGAAAUUUCUGCAAUAGAGUCACUCCGUCAGUCGGAUCAGAACAUCCUUGGGAAAUAUGUCAUCUGCGUCUUUACUCACGGAGACUCAUUUGACCGCCAGAUGGAACUGGAUGGAAGGUCGCUAACAUUUAGCCAGUACAUAGAAUCUGUGGGAGGUCCAAUGCAGAAGCUGCUGCAGGAUUGUCAUAACCGUUACAUCUUAUUUAACAACGCUGAAGCAGAUCCUGGGAAGAAGAGAGAAAGGGUCACUGACCUAAUUAGACUGAUUGACAUUCUUAUCAAAGAAAAUGGGGAAGAGAAACUUUCUCUUGACCCUGACAAUGUAUCCGAUGACGAUGACUGUUAAAUCUUGGCUCGAUUUUGAGGAUAAGAGUUUGACCUUUGGUUUAAUGAUUUAAUUUGAAUAUGGAAAGUGUUGGGGAUACACACAAGUUUCGACGUUGCCAAUAGCUUUCAGCAGUUAUGAUGUAUUUAGCUCAUUGCCAAUAGUAUUUAGGAAAUCAUGGUCACCGCAUUUUCUCUAAAAAGCCUGACAUUUUAUUAUCACUGUCUGAAGCAGUGGGCGGUGGGGUAGCCAAGAGGUUAAGGUGUCAGCUCUUCACGUCGACCCGGGUUCGAUUCCCCCGUGUGUAUAAUGUGUGAAGCCCAUUGCUAGUGUUCCCAGCUGUGAUUAGAAUGUUUCUAAAAGCGGAGUAAACCAUACUCACUCACUCAUUGACGCACGCACGCACUCACGCACUCACUCACUCAGUACACAAGUCAAAACAUUGAUU